Molecule: messenger RNA, 2577 nt
Organism: Hibiscus syriacus
Lineage: Eukaryota; Viridiplantae; Streptophyta; Magnoliopsida; Malvales; Malvaceae
Product: probable leucine-rich repeat receptor-like serine/threonine-protein kinase At3g14840
Exons: 20
Coding region: 1-2577 (858 amino acids)
Biological process (GO): protein phosphorylation
Molecular function (GO): ATP binding; protein binding; protein kinase activity
Source: RefSeq, a predicted model, not a curated record
AUGUUGUUGCUACAUGGAAAAGACGUGUGGUGUUUCAGUGCCCUUCUUGGAAAUCGAUUAACUGGUGCAGUCCCAGCAGCGCUAGCAAAUCUCAGCAGUCUUACCAGCUUAGUCCUUGAGGCCAAUCGUUUGUCAGGAAAUUUGCCUCAGGCAUUGGGGAAUCUAUCCAAACUUGAGAGAUUGAUUCUCAGUUCCAACAAUUUUACUGGAGAAAUACCUGAAACAUAUGCUAGGCUGACUUCGUUGGAGGAUUUUCGUAUCAGCGACAACAACUUCACGGGACGGAUUCCCGAGUUUAUGUUCAGGAACUGGAGAAAUCUUACUCGGAUAAUCUUGGAGGCAAGUGGUUUGAGUGGUCCAAUUCCAUCCAUUAAUGCUACUCUGGAAAACUUAGAAUACAUAACAAUUAGUGACUUGAACGGAGCCGAUGCAGAAUUUCCUCGACUAGAUGCCGAUCUGCCUAGUUUGGAUAGAGUGAUGUUGAGGAGCUGCAAUCUCAUUGGGGAGAUACCUCCUUCUCUCGCGAGAUUCAGAACGAUAAAGAUCUUAGAUCUCAGCUUCAACAGCCUCAGCGGAAUAAUCCCAGAUCUUUCUGGUCUUAAUUUGGAUACAUUGUUCUUAAAUGGAAACAAUUUUACUGGAGCAGUCCCUCAAUGGAUACUGGAAACAAGAGAAGAAAUGGAUGUUUCAUAUAACAACUUCACUAGCACAGGUGGUGUAUCAAACUGUGGAAGUCCAACACUGAACUUGUUUUCAAGCAUUCCAAGAACCGAUAACUCAGGAAUCGUUCCAUGUUUGAGAAGUCAGAUUAACUGCUCAAAACCUUUGCACUCUGUUCAUAUAAACUGUGGAGGGGGAAAUAUAACUGUUGAUGGCAUCAAUUAUGAAGCUGAUUUGACUAUAACCCAGAGUUCGACAUUUCACCGGUCGGGUACCAAUUGGGCAUUUAGCAGCACCGGAAUUUUUCUGAACGAUAAUAAAAACAAUGACAUUUUGUAUCUCCAGAGUAGACAGCUUUCUGUAAAUGGUGGCGAUGCACGUUACAUAGAUGCAAGGCUUUCUCCUAGCUCUCUGACUUACUAUGCAUUUUGUCUCGCCAAUGCAAAUUACACAGUACAACUCUACUUUGCGGAGAUUAUGUUCACUAAUGAUCAAAGUUAUACCAACUUAGGGAAGCGGAUCUUUGAUGUUUACAUUCAGGGACAGCGGGUGCUGAAGGAUUUCAAUAUUCAAGAAGCAGCAGGAGGGGCAGGCGUACCAAAAGUAAUGCCUUUUGCUGUAAAUGUGACUCAUGGCACGUUGGAGAUCCAUCUCCGAUGGGCCGGAAAAGGCACGACUUCUAUUCCCGUGAGAAGCGUUUACGGUCCCCUUAUCUCUGCAAUAUCUAUUUUCGAUCCUGAUUAUGCACCUCCAUCAGAAAUCGACGGUGGUAUCUCGACAGCUGCGGUGGUUGGUAUAGCGGUGGCCGGAGUUGUGUUUGCUGCUUUUCUGAUUGUGGGCAUCGUUUGGUGGACGGGUCUUUUGAGACGGAAGAGUACAUUGGAACGAGAUCUAAAAGGUAUAGAAUUGCAGACAAAUUCCUUCAGCUUAAGGCAAAUUAAAGCUGCUACAGACGAUUUUCAUGCUUCUAAUAAGAUCGGAGAAGGCGGUUUCGGUCCUGUUUACAAGGGCAUUCUGGCAGAUGGCACUGUGAUUGCUGUGAAGCAGUUAUCGACCCGAUCAAAGCAAGGAAACCGUGAGUUCGUGACCGAGAUGGGCAUGAUUUCAGCUCUUCAACACCCUCAUCUUGUAAAGCUAUAUGGAUGCUGUAUAGAAGGAAAUCAAUUGAUGCUUAUAUACGAGUACCUGGAAAACAACUGCCUUGCUCGUGCAUUAUUCGGGCCACCAGAAUUUCAGUUGAAAAUAGACUGGGCAACAAGAAAAAAGAUCUGCAUUGGUAUAGCAAGAGGAUUAGCUUAUCUCCAUGAAGAAUCAAGGUUGAAGAUAGUUCAUAGAGACAUCAAGGCCACCAAUGUCUUGCUUGACAAGAAUCUGAACCCGAAAAUAUCCGACUUCGGUUUGGCCAAGCUUCAUGAAGAAGAUAAUACCCACAUUAGCACCCGAAUUGCAGGAACUUAUGGGUAUAUGGCUCCUGAAUACGCAAUGCAUGGUCGUUUGACAGAGAAAGCGGAUGUUUAUAGUUUUGGGAUUGUGGCCCUUGAAAUCGUUAGCGGUAGGUGCAACACUAGAAACCGGCUAAUGGAAGAACCUUUCUAUCUCCUUGAUUGGGCUCAUGUUUUGAGGGAGAACGGGAACUUGUUGGACCUCGUCGAUCCAAGGAUCGGGUCAGACUGCAACAUAGAUGAAGUGAUGACGAUGAUCAAUAUUGCUCUCUUAUGCACGAAUCCAACAGCUUCGGCUAGACCUACAAUGUCUUCCGUGGUGAGCGUGCUCGAAGGUAAGGCUUCAGUCGAGGAAUUCUUCAUAUAUUCAAGCGUUUCUUCAGGUCGUCAAAUGGACGCUGAGACUGUAAAAAUGCUGUAUCAGAAACUUGAAGAAGAUGAUACAGAUGUUACCGAAACAAAUAGCCUGCAAUAA